Molecule: messenger RNA, 876 nt
Organism: Vollenhovia emeryi
Lineage: Eukaryota; Metazoa; Arthropoda; Insecta; Hymenoptera; Formicidae
Exons: 2
Coding region: 324-698 (124 amino acids)
Source: RefSeq, a predicted model, not a curated record
AUUAGUCCCUUUCGCCGAUAUCUUAAUUAAAAACGCGAUCCGCAUCUCCCCCUUUCCCUUCCUCCAACCGCGAACAUUAAAACGUGACAUUUAACGCGUGCACUCAGAGACCCGUUUUGUUGAAUGAAACAAAAUUUCGUUGACUCAGCUGAACUUCUCGUCUGGAUAUGAGCGAACAAAUCUUUCAGUUGAUACAACGAACAAAUUUAGUUGGAAAAUUUGGACAAAAUGGGUCCCUCAGUGUGCGAAGACGCGGUUUCGCCCGGGUUUAUUUGUUAAUUUAGAAAAUACCCUCCGGGGAAACACCUUACAUUUGGCACUGAAUGCCGAUCCACUCAUCGUUUUAUCUGCCGCGUUCAUCAGCGUUGCAUAAACUCGGUUUAUUUUUGCAUCCACUUAUAACUUCGUCGAGUCCUACAGCGUCAUCGCUGCGCCCUGCAUCGCACACAUUGUAUAUUAUUUUAUUAUAUUGUAGGAGCAAAAGGCGGCAGCGUUAUCCGGCGGAUAACGAACUGCAGAGAACGGCGCUCGACGCGCACGUAAGACGUUGCGUAAUAUUUCCAGUUACCGAGUUACGCGCUGGCAAGAAAGCAGAAUUUCGAAGCUGCGGCGUGGAAAUCGAAAGAGAAAAGAGAAGAGACAAGAAAGAAAGAAGAAGAAGAGAAGAAAAAGAACGAGAAGGAAAGAAGAAACGAUAGAAAACAGAAAGAAAAGAAGAAAUAUGACAAAGUGCCGAGGGAGAGAAGAAAUCUUUUUUUUUUAAUAUUACACCAAAUAUUGUAUUUGUUAAAAUUGUGCAAGCACGAUUUAUUUUGAAGGCUCUUAAAUAUGCAACUACCUAAAUAAACGGACAAUUCCGGGUCAGUGCGAGCGCCA